UAAGUAAUCGCUGAAUACUAAGCAAUUCAGGUAAACAUGAAUUUAUGAUAAUAGAAAUGGAGCUCCUAAACGAAGCUGCUCCGAACCCGCUUGCCAAGACGCCGAAAAGUGGCAUGUCCACGGGCGGCAAGAUCCUGAUAGCGGCAACGGGCGGAGUAGGCAUCGGUCUGUCGAUUGUGUGCGCUUCCUUUGUGGCGCCGGCAUUCCGGAGGAUUUGCUUGCCUUAUGUGCCAGCGACGACCGAGCAAAUACAAAAUGUUCUCAGCUUCAUGCCCAAGAAUUCGGCCGGAAAACUACUGGACAUUGGAUCCGGAGACGGGCGGAUCGUAAUGGCGGCGGCACAGCAUUGUAGUGCUCUAAAAACAGACGGCGUGGAGCUAAACCCAUGGCUGGUCUACUACUCGCGCCUGGCUGCUCUAAGACACGGCGUUUCCAAUCGGACGAGAUUUUUUCGGAAAGAUCUAUGGAAGUUCGAUAUAAAAGACUACAACUUCGUGGUAAUUUUUGGAGUUGAGCAGAUGAUGCAGGAUCUGGAACACAAACUCAUCGCCGAGUGUCCGCACAACACCAAGAUUAUCGCCUGCCGCUUUCCACUGCCCAGCCUAGAGCACGUGAAGAUUAUAGAGGACGGAGUGAACACCGUCUGGUUCUACGACCUGAACAAAAGCUAGCAAAAGUUUUAUUAAAUUGGUAUUUUUAUUGUUUUCCUCAGUAAGAAAACAAUGCUUAAGAUAAA
Drosophila sechellia is the source of this 736-nucleotide messenger RNA. RefSeq names its product ATP synthase subunit C lysine N-methyltransferase. Bases 45 to 671 code for a protein of 208 amino acids. The transcript is spliced from 2 exons. Gene Ontology annotation, cellular component: mitochondrion. NCBI's taxonomy places the organism in Eukaryota, Metazoa, Arthropoda, Insecta, Diptera, Drosophilidae. Gene Ontology annotation, molecular function: protein-lysine N-methyltransferase activity. Gene Ontology annotation, biological process: positive regulation of proton-transporting ATP synthase activity, rotational mechanism; peptidyl-lysine trimethylation; regulation of mitochondrial ATP synthesis coupled proton transport. The record is from RefSeq and is a predicted model, not a curated record.